Clarias gariepinus (North African catfish) is the source of this 4313-nucleotide messenger RNA. RefSeq names its product CTP synthase 1a (gene ctps1a). Gene Ontology annotation, cellular component: cytoplasm; cytoophidium. NCBI's taxonomy places the organism in Eukaryota, Metazoa, Chordata, Actinopteri, Siluriformes, Clariidae. Gene Ontology annotation, biological process: CTP biosynthetic process; pyrimidine nucleobase biosynthetic process. The transcript is spliced from 19 exons. The record is from RefSeq and is a predicted model, not a curated record. Gene Ontology annotation, molecular function: identical protein binding; CTP synthase activity. The coding region runs from base 306 to 2408 and encodes 700 amino acids.
UCCGGGUCACACACGUGGAGUCUCACUAUGGUGUUCCUCAGGAGCUGCUAACCUUCAACACGUUUCCCCGCUUGCCUUUAAAGUCAGAUCACUGGUUUAACUAGGGACCUUGUUCCAGAUUCGUUUCCAUUUAUCUGCUACAGUGUUUGUCUUCUGCUAGAUGGCAUGUGAACAAACCAGUAAUUACCAAGAGGCAGCAGGUUUUAAGCUUCCAUCUCAUCCUUGCCUUGUUGUGCACUUAUCCCAGAGUUACACCUGUGCUUGGAUACCAUCGAGGUAGAAAGAUUUCUCAGUAGGCUGGAGCCAUGAUCAGACUGUCUGCUUCAUGUCUGAAACGCUGGCCUCCCAGGAACUCCUUUAAUGCCCCAAGCAUAUGGAAAAGGCUUGGAGCGAGGUCAGGACUGUACGGCAUCCGCUCCCAGCCGAGUUCCUGUAAUAUACAAGUGGUUUUGGCGAAUGAUUGCGUGUACAGUUCACGCAGACAGAUGCGUCUCUUCUGCAAGUCCGCAACAAGUUGUCCGUCGAUUUUCAAGGAUCAGGCUGCCCACUCGCUGAAUGGUCAUGGAGCGACUGCAGUGAGCUCCGAGCCACCUCAGCCGGGAUCGUCAGUCAAGGACUCUAUGACCGCUACAAUGAAAUACAUUCUGGUAACGGGAGGAGUGAUCUCCGGCAUUGGGAAAGGCAUCAUCGCUAGCAGUGUCGGGACUAUCCUGAAGUCAUGCGGCCUUCAUGUCACGGCGAUUAAAAUCGACCCUUACAUCAACAUCGAUGCUGGGACUUUCUCUCCAUAUGAGCACGGUGAAGUGUUUGUGUUGGACGAUGGAGGAGAGGUCGACCUCGAUCUGGGGAACUAUGAGCGCUUCUUGGAUAUCCGUCUCACCAAAGACAACAAUUUGACCACCGGCAAGAUCUAUCAGUCGGUUAUUAACAAAGAGCGACGAGGAGACUAUCUGGGGAAGACCGUGCAGGUGGUGCCGCACAUAACCGAUGCCAUUCAGGAGUGGGUGAUGAAGCAAGCCAAGAUCCCUGUGGAUGAUGAUGGCAUGGAGCCUCAAGUGUGCGUCAUUGAGUUGGGAGGAACCGUCGGAGACAUCGAGAGCAUGCCUUUCAUCGAGGCGUUCAGACAGUUCCAGUUUAAAGUGAAGAAGGAAAAUUUCUGCAACAUCCACGUCAGUCUCGUUCCACAGCCCAGUGCUACAGGUGAGCAGAAGACCAAACCCACACAGAACAGCGUGAGAGAGCUGAGAGGACUCGGCCUUUCUCCAGACCUGAUCAUGUGCCGCUGCUGCACUCCGCUUGAUAACUCUGUGAAGGAGAAGAUCUCCAUGUUCUGUCACGUGGAACCUGAACAGGUAAUAUGCGUCCAUGAUGUGUCGUCCAUCUACCGAGUGCCGCUGCUGCUAGAGGAGCAGGGUGUCGUGAACUACUUUUGCCGGAGGCUCGACCUGCCUAUUGAGGGCAGACCGAGAAAGAUGCUCGCUAAAUGGAAAGAGAUGUCCGACAGGUCAGACAGACUGUUGGAGCAUUGUUCCAUUGCCCUGGUUGGGAAGUACACCAAAUUCUCUGACUCGUAUGCUUCAGUUAUCAAAGCCCUGGAGCACUCAGCCCUUGCCAUCAGUCAUAAACUAGAGGUUAAAUAUAUCGAUUCUGCAGAUUUGGAGCCUGCUACUCUGCAGGACGAGCCAGUGAAAUAUCAUGAAGCUUGGCAGAAGCUCUGCAGUGCAGAUGGUAUUUUGGUACCCGGAGGUUUUGGAGUAAGAGGGACAGAAGGCAAGAUUCAGGCCAUCAGCUGGGCCCGCAAACAAAAGAAACCAUUUUUAGGUGUGUGUUUGGGAAUGCAGCUCGCAGUUUGUGAAUUUGCCAGGAACAUACUGGGCUGGGAAGAUGCUAACUCCACUGAGUUUGACCCAGAAUCCAAACACCCUGUGGUGAUCGAUAUGCCUGAGCACAAUCCAGGACAGAUGGGCGGCACAAUGAGGCUGGGAAAGCGACGGACUAUUUUCCAUAACAAGAAUAGUAUAUUAAGAAGGCUUUAUGGAGAUGCAGACUAUGUGGAAGAAAGACACAGACAUCGUUUUGAGGUCAACCCAGAGCUGAAGCAACAUUUUGAAAAGAAGGGCUUCCACUUUGUGGGGCAGGAUGUGGAGGGAGAGAGGAUGGAGGUCAUAGAGCUGGAGGAUCAUCCGUAUUUCGUGGGUGUCCAGUACCAUCCAGAGUUCACAUCCCGGCCAAUAAAACCCUCUCCACCAUACUUUGGGCUCCUGCUGGCUGCUGCUGGAAAACUGCCCAGCUACCUACAGAGAGGUUGCCAGCUCUCGCCACGAGACAUGUAUAGCGAUCGCAGUGGCAGCAGUUCUCCAGAUUCAGAGAUCUCAGAGUUCAAACUGCCCUCCAUCACCCAGGACUGAUCAAAUUAUUGAUCUAAUUAAACAGUAUGUCUGUAGGUCUUUUUUCUUUCUUUUUUUUUUAAGUUGACCACAAUGCAAUCAGCCUUGCCAACUUUAGCACGUGCAUACGCGUGUGUGUUCAUCUAUUGCAUUUAUUACUUAAAAUGCACAAAAACAUCAGUCUUCUUUAUUCCCCCCCAAUAAACCAGCAGGUAAACCAAUCAUAUCGUAUCAUGUAUUAACCAACACCCUAGGGAGCUCUUUUCAUCUGUGAUGCAGAGCAAUUAACCUUUUCUCUGUGGUCAUGUCAAGCUUAAAGAAUGCUCUUUAACCGAACGUUAAUGUAAAUUCAAAGCUACCGAAUUAUGUUCACUGUAAACAUAUUUGUACCAAACAUGAGCUAAAUGGGUGUGUGUUUGUGCACGCGUUGUGCAAAAGUCUUGGGUAUAUGCAUAUAACUGCUGUAGAGCAAGGAUGUCUUCAAAAGAGCCAUAAACGCUAACUGUCAAUUAAUUGGUGUGAUGAGCCUUUGCUUAAUAUAGUCUUCGGUAGAAUUUGUGCAGUUUUUAUAAGGAAAAUGACUGCGUAGUUUUACUGAGUCCUUCUGAGGACUUUGUUGCACAAGCUUCUUUUUUUUUAUUCAUGCAAAACCCAGAAGCUUUUUUAUUUUGUUGUUUUGUUUAUUUGCUGAAAAGUGGUCUUUUACACAAUAUUCUGCUUUCUUUCUUGCCCUCCAGAUAUUUUCCUGUAAGAUUAAAUUUUUAAAUAGUAAUCAGAAAUGUUUUUGUAUUAAUGUAAUAAUGAACUCAUAAAAUAAAUGUCAUUAAAAAGUACUAUAAAAGUUUUGCACACAAGUUGCCUUCCUACAGAACUGUAUAUGGCAAGUUUCAGCCAAAAGUAGUAACUUUUUGGAUCCACAGUAGAGAUGGUAUCAUGGACGAUCAGUAAAUAAUAGUAAGACCAAGACUAAGGCGAUUUAACUUAACUGCUGCAUUGGGAAUGCACAGCUGUGGCGAAAAAGUCAAUCAACUUUUGAGCCACAUCCUGACUGAUGGGAGCCUGUUCUUGCAUAAUCAAUGCUUGGAGUUGGUCAGACUUGGUGGGUUUUUGUUUGUACGCCCACCUCUUUAGGAUUAACCCCAAGUUCUUAAUGGGAUUACUGUCUGGGGAAUUUCCCCACAAAGUGUUCCAAGCACCUUCAUCACUUUUGCCUUAUGGCAAGCUACACAUUAUAUCAUACUGGACAAGGCAUCGCUUAUCAGGAUGUUUUUUUGUACAAUUCUUUAUUCAUGGCUGUGUUCUUAGGCCUAAUUGUGUGAGCCCACACCUUUGGCUAAGAAGCGACCCCACACAUGAAUGAUGUCAGGAUGCUUUACUGUUGACAUGACACAGGGCUGAUGGUAGCGCUCACCUUUUCUUCUUCUGACAAAAUUGUAAAUGGUCAUUCUCAAAACUUUUGGCCAUGGCUGUACUAGGACUGUAUAUAAAAAGCCCAUUUCUCCUGGCACUUGAUUGAAGUUCUCUAAAUAAAAACAUUUGUAUUUUAAAUAGUGCUGUCAAAAUUAGCGCGUUAACGCAUGCGAUUAAUUUGAAAUAUUUAACGCAUUAAAAAAAUGUAACGCAAUUAACGCAGUUUUUUAAUUUCCUGUUGUAGCCGACGUGUGUUCAACGUGCAAAGAAGUAUGGAUAAACCAUCUGCCGGAUGGUUCUGUGAAUAAAACAAAAGUUAUCUGUACAUUUUGCAAAGCCGACUUUAAAUACCACAGAAGUAAUUCGUCUUUGACAUAUCACUUAAAAGCAAAACACCCCACCGAAACAAUCUCUACAGGGCCUCGCCAAUGUAAAUUGCAUUGAUUGUUUUAAAAUUCAAAUGACACAAAUGGCACAUACCUGUGUUUUUAUUUCUGUAAUAAAUAUUGCUUUCAU